AUGUUUUGCUGUUUCUGUCUGCUGUUCACCUCAGAUGAUAUCUACUCCUCAAGCCUUCAGAUGCUUCACCUGGGUCAUGCCCUCUGGUACCCAGAACCACAUGAAUCGGGCAAGCCGCAGAUUGGUGACGUAGGGGUCAUUCACGAAGGAGCGUUCAUCAGGCUGUUCAACCUCGACACCUCUACUCUAGAGAAGAAGGUCACAUUCUGGAACCCGCAGUUUGAGAAUGCAGAGCCUCUGCCUCCAGGCGUACCCAAGAUCGACCGCAGACAUCAACCAUUCGCGCCUGGCCAAUAUUGUAGUCAUGGAGUGGAGAGCGAGCAACAGCACACCUCGUCAAACAGAAUGGCUGAUGCCAAUGUAUCCCCAACCUUUGCUGCCAACUACACAUGCAAAGCAGCACAGGGUGCGAUUCUCUCGCUCAAGAGUGAAGCUCAUGUUGAGACAGUACUCGAGCUUGGAAAUGGGAUCCUGGAAAACUACAUUGCCCAGCAUCACAACGUCAAGACAGAAGCUGACUGGGCUGUGGCUGCCUUCUGCAACGUCAGCACAAGCUCCAGCGCUUCAGUUGAGGAUGAUGCCCGCAGCAUCGCGGAGGUUAGAGUUGGAUGGUCUCAAUCAAGGUCUGUAACAGGCCCACGGAUGCAGCGGCAUGGUCAGUACUACUUGCCGGAUGCGUCUCUCCUCCGUCCUGCGGAGCCCACCAGAGACCAGUGUGUCUUGUUGAAGCGUUGCAAGCUGCGCAAGCGGCUAGGAAUUCUGAAGAUCUUUGUGGGUGCAGGCCAUCGCCGGCAUCCGGAUGUGGGCAAGGGACGAGGUGGUUCAGGAGAUGAAGGGCUUGUGCCACGGGAGGAAGGUCUUAAUGACGCAAAUAUGCCAGAGUUCGAGGGCGAGAGCGAGAUUCCUGACACGCUGGACAUCCUUCUGGACUACAUACUGGAGAAUGGCAAGUACGUGGUCAAUUUCGCGAGCUAUCUCUGCCAUGUGCAGCCUCCAGUGCAGGUUGACGGCACCCUUGGGCUGAUUUGCACAGGAGACAUGAUAUCUCUUCACGAAGAGCGCACUUUCCCACGUCGCACCAUCACAUCUAAUGACUUCAAACUGGUGGAGCACCGGCGCAUCUUCACAACCUCUAGUGAUCAAGAGGGCACUUUCACACAUCACGCCAUCACAUCUACCAACUCCAAGCCGGCCGGAUGGUCAGGUUAUCGGAGGUACCAGCGCAUCUUCACUGGCUCCUCGGAAAAAGAUGCUCUACCCCCUGAGCUGCAACCGCUCAUCUUUGUCGACUUGCAAGCUCUAUCCGCACGCUGCAAACGCUUCUCGCUGUCAACCAAUGGCAAGCUUCUGGCUGCAUACUUUGCCAACAGUGAUAUCCUCAUAUGGUAA
This is a messenger RNA of Phanerochaete carnosa HHB-10118-sp, 1389 nucleotides long. RefSeq lists its product as uncharacterized. Lineage: Eukaryota; Fungi; Basidiomycota; Agaricomycetes; Polyporales; Phanerochaetaceae. The record is from RefSeq and is a predicted model, not a curated record. The transcript is spliced from 6 exons. Bases 1 to 1389 code for a protein of 462 amino acids.